GGCCGUGCACAGUCGUUGAUCUCAACACCAGCUCCUUCCCCGAACUCCCGAACUGACCAUCGCAAGUGCUUUCCCAUCGGCUUCAUUUAAUCCCACCACCCGCGCAUAUUCCUUUUCAUCUAGGAGUGUUAUGGGAUUGCAAUCUUGGCCUCGCCCAUGUUGUCAGCAACCGUUGAAGAACAAGCCGCGACAAUGUCGAUCGAGUCACGGAAGCGACCGGCCGUGACCGACCACGACAGCCCCGACCCCAAACGCCAACGUGUUCAAUCUCCGCACGUCAUACUAUCGGUUGGGGAGGUUGGGGCCUCGCCAUGUUCUUCAGCGGCAGCGACCACAGAUGAGCUAGCGAACAAGGGUUUGCGACGCGCCGUUGCGCUCGCGCUGGAGAAGGUCGGUUUCGAGGGCGCCACGCCCGAUGCCAUGGAGAGCUUCACUGCCAUGGCGGAGACCUAUAUCACCUCCCUAGGCGACAGCGUGAGGAUGUACCAGAAUGCAGCUCGGCGGCCGCAUCCGAUCCCCGGCGACUUUGAGCUCGCUUUGGGGCGCUUCAACUUGACCACAUCGCUCCUCGACCCGCACAGGAAACCACCGAUUCCAAAGUCGAAACGUCUUCCCACAUUCGAGCCUCUGCCGGUCAACGACCGCCUCGAGAGAGAUCUUCCGAUCCUUGGUCACGAGCUCGACGGUGCGCCAGACAAAGCAGUCAAGCAAUACAUUCCCGAUUCGUUCCCCGCGUUUCCGAGUAUACACACAUACAAGUGCACCCCCGAAAGCGUCGAUGCCGUCACUGUGUCGGAUGACUGGGGUGUGUUCAGCCCCGACGCGCCGCCCCAACCCCUGGAGGGGUCACAAAUACAACCACAACAACCACAGCGGCCGCUUGCGCCGGACGAGAUUCCGCGCGGUGACCCCAAGAAGAUGAGAGAAGCGGCCGCAAAGGAGGCCAAGGCAGGAGAGGGAGCGCUUAGAAGGCUGAUGCGCGCGUCCAAGAUUGCCAAACAAAAGGAGGUCUGGUCAGCGGCACAACGGCAACCGGCCCGCCGCGACCGCUACAACCUAUGGGAGGCGGCGAUGCGCGAGCUGAUCGAGGACGACACCAAGUCCAAGGGCAAGGAAAUUGUUCCGGCGGCCAUGCACGGGGACAAGGGCCGGUUCGAGAUCGCGGAUCACAGCAUGAUCGUGAACACGGAAAAGGCUUGCCUUCGCCAGGACAUACCUCGGGCGGGUGUCAGGAAGGCGGUUGCUGCAGGGCAAGGUAUCCCUGGCAAGGGGUAAGGAAGAAACGGAGCAUGGCAAGUUGCAUUUGAUUCAUACUCAACCCAUAGCGCAUGGUGUUUUGGAGUUUGGUUGGGACAACACAUUAACAGGCAGAAGAUACCCGGGCCGUCGGACUGACGGUAAACAUAGAUAUUAUAUCGACUUGCAUUUGCAACUUCCUUGUGCGCCUUGAACAAACUGGGAUAUUUCUUGUUGCAUUGGAUGGGUCGGUU
Molecule: messenger RNA, 1490 nt
Organism: Chaetomium fimeti
Lineage: Eukaryota; Fungi; Ascomycota; Sordariomycetes; Sordariales; Chaetomiaceae
Product: Bromodomain associated-domain-containing protein
Exons: 2
Coding region: 157-1275 (372 amino acids)
Biological process (GO): transcription initiation at RNA polymerase II promoter
Cellular component (GO): transcription factor TFIID complex
Molecular function (GO): protein heterodimerization activity
Source: RefSeq, a predicted model, not a curated record